UUUGGUUGCAUUAAGGUGAGUUUUAAAUUGAAAAUAAUUUUUUUAUUUAAAUAUAAUUUGAAGCAAACUAUUUAUACAAUCGCUUCAUUUGGCCACAAAAUAUGUCACAAAACAUUAGAUCAAUGAAGACAUCACUCGAAGCCACAGAUGACGGCAAUGAAGACAACAAACAACAGCCAAAACUCUAUGCGAAGGACUCAAUGGAUCGAUUCGGUGACGACUUAUUUGGAUUAAUAUUAUCCUAUCUCUUACUCGAAGAUCGGUUCCGAUUGGAAUGUGUGUCCAAACAGUUCCAGAGGACAGUCUUCGAGAGUGUUGUCGACAUGAAGAUUGACGACAGACUU
Molecule: messenger RNA, 344 nt
Organism: Medioppia subpectinata
Lineage: Eukaryota; Metazoa; Arthropoda; Arachnida; Sarcoptiformes; Oppiidae
Source: the annotation of a GenBank genome assembly